UCAUGAGGCGGAGUACACCAGCAUUCACCAGCUAUUGCACACCUAUAUGGCUUCCACAGGCAGAGCUUUCUCAAGAGCUGUUGAACUUUGGUGGAACACUCAACGCUGUGGGUGCUCGCUACAUAAAAUACCCGUUGUUUGCAGGUCACGCCUUCUUCACCAGCCACCAUCAUCAACAGCUUGUCGGCACCCGAUUCUCAAAAUCGGAUAUAGACAUCAGAGGAUGCACAUCUUCGAGAACUUCGCCCUGUAAUAUAUAGCGAAAGUUCAUGGGCUGUACCCAAAUUUCUUCCCCGUACCCCGACAACGGAAUGAGCGUCGCUGCUGUGUUUGGCGUGGAAUGGAUCCUUCAAGGCCUCAGUCGUUUGGGCAACGAAUUGCGCAAACUCGAAACAGUUUUCCGUCGAAAAUUGGGUCCAACAGUCUCCUGCGACAUAUGCAGCGAGUCUAUCUGGUUAGGUGAAGCUAUUUUGUGCUCAGACAAUGCCCAUAACUACUGCAUGGAUUGCUUAACGCGUACCAUCGAGGGAAUGCUUCUCGGUGAUUUAGCUCUCAAGUACGACGAAUCAACCACGAAGCCACUUUGCUGUUUUUGUACUCAUGGAUUUGCAUCGACACUCCCAAUGCCAUCUCCACUGUUGGAAAGACGAUGGGAUCAACGUAUUAUUUCCUCUGAAUUGCGAAAUCUCGGACUUCCUUUACUCAAAUGUGUCCAUUGCGGGUACAUGGUCAUCGACGGCGAAGAAGAGACAAAUAACAACAAUGCGCCAGAACCUCCAGAACCUCCACCAGAAACACUCUCCUCCUCACUCUGUCGUCGUUUUCUCUCAUUCAUUGGCGUGGAAUCUAACGAAACGGAAGGACCCCCACCACGACAGUUCUUCUGCCCACAAUGUAACUGGACGACCUGCUUAGGAUGCUCAGUAACGAUGCAGCACGUUCCUGCUGGCGUUGAUUCCCAUCGUUGUAAAACCGAGGAUCUUCGACUGGCCAUUGAAAGGGCCGUCUCCGAUCGCCUCGUGUACACCUGCCCUCGACCCAGCUGCGGUCAUACCCUUCUGAAAGACGGAGGGUGCAACCACUGCACGUGUGUGUGUGGGUAUGAAUACUGUCACCUUUGCCAUGGAAAUCUAGGUGAUGAUAGGCAGCUAUGGAAGGACCACUAUUGUUGUCAUUUUACAGACGAUCCGUCGGCAAGGGGGGGCGUGAAGAAUGGGAAAUGUAUCCUUUGUGGAAAAUGUCGACUAUAUGAAGAUCGCAAUGACGAAGAGAUACAGAGAAGUAUAGAGGAAAGAGUCACAAACGAGUGGAAGCGAAAGCAGUUAUGGGACAAUGUCAGAGGUUGGUUUGGGUUCGCAUGAUAUUUUUCUACGCUUCUACGCUUCUUCGGGAAUCUAUGUUGUAUUUUAGUGCUACGAAUUGCUCUGCUUGGCCAAUGAACUAUAUACAGUAUGGAUAGGUCGGUUCCUGAGGGGGGCUCGAGGGAAAUGAAGAAAACCAGUAUAAAACCCAUUAAGGCCUCAAUAAUACGAGUGUCAACG
Marasmius oreades (fairy-ring Marasmius) is the source of this 1541-nucleotide messenger RNA. RefSeq lists its product as uncharacterized. Gene Ontology annotation, molecular function: zinc ion binding. The transcript is spliced from 2 exons. The record is from RefSeq and is a predicted model, not a curated record. NCBI's taxonomy places the organism in Eukaryota, Fungi, Basidiomycota, Agaricomycetes, Agaricales, Marasmiaceae. The coding region runs from base 270 to 1361 and encodes 363 amino acids.